GUUACUCCACCACUCUUCCAAACCCUAAAAUAUUCUAAAUCUCUCUCCCCCCCUCCCCCCUCUCUCUCUCUUCCAGUUUCUCUCUCUAGCGGACGCAACACAGCGCACAGCGGAGAUGGGGCUUCUCUCGCCAAAACCAGGAGUCGAGCACAGCCAUGGGGACUAGCGGAAGCCAGCCACAUUCCCAAUGGGAAAGGUCGAAGAAGAAGAAUCGUCUCUCUCCUCCUCUACAGCUGUUGAUUCCCAAAGCUCGGGGCGAAAUGGUGAGAAUGGAUGCAGGGGGAUUCGUAGGUUUGUGAGGUUCAGAUGCGUCUUAGCUUUGGUGCUGGGCGUCGGCGUGUUACUUUCUGCCCUCUUUUGGCUGCCGCCGUUCUUGCACUACGGAGAUCAGGGGGAUCUGGAUCUGGACUCGCGGUUUGGAGAUUAUGACAUAAUAGCAAGCUUCAUGCUUGAGAAGCCAGUUUCCUUACUGGAAGACAAUAUCUUGAGGCUGGAGGGUGACAUAUUUGAUGAAAUAGAAGCUCCCACCGCUAAAGUGGAGGUUAUCUCUUUAAAGCCUUUGGAUGCGUCUAACAGGACAAAGGUUGUCUUUGCUGUUGUCCCUGAUGAGAAAAAUUCAAGAGUCUCUUCCACCGCUCAAAGUUUAAUCAGGUCUGGUUUUGUAUCUUUGGUCACACGGCAAUAUCCUCUCCGGCUUACUGCAUCAUUAUUUGGAAACCCACACUCUUUUGAUGUGCUGAAGUUCCGAGGAGGCAUUACUGUUAUUCCCCCACAGAAUGUAUUUCCUCUGCAGAAAAGUCAGAUUAUUUUCAACUUCACCUUGAACUUCUCCAUUGAUAUAAUACAAGAUAAUUUCAAUGCAUUGGCAAGCCAGCUCAAGUCAGGGUUACGUCUUGCAUCAUAUGAGAACUUGUACAUCAAUUUGACAAAUUCCAGAGGCUCAACGGUGGCACCCCCCACUACCAUUGAGACGGCAGUUGUACUGCUAAUUGGGAAUCCUUCUCUGACAAGGUUAAAGCAACUGGCUCGGACCAUAACAGGUUCUCAUGCAAAAAAUCUUGGCCUAAAUAACACAGUAUUUGGUAGGGUUAAGCAAGUUCGCCUUUCAUCCAUACUGCAACACUCCCUUGGUGGUGAUGCCAGUCCUUCUCCAUCUCCUUUGCCUCAUCCCCAUAUCCAUCACCACCACCACCACCACCACCGCCACCAUCACCACCAUGAGCUUGCUUCCCCUGUUGGUGCUCCACCUGCAUCUACUCCUGCACCCACGCCUAGAUUUAAUGCUCCUUCAACAGGGAAACAUUCACUAGCUCCUGCACCUGUGCCUUCACCAGAGAGGAGUCAUAUCGCCAAGCCUCCUCGUUGCCAAUUUGGCCAGAAUAGGUUUCCAAGGAAGCCCAUUAUGCAGCCUCCAGUGGUUCCUCCUAUUUUACCACCAAUUCCUCCAAGGAAUAAAGCCUUCUCACCAAGCCAACAAGUCAACCCACCUCCACCUGUCCCCCAUCAAAGUCAUGCAUCAAGCCCAUUGCCAAAUGUGGGACAUACUCAUCAUCAGCCCCCGAAGAGUAGUGAAGUGGAUGCUGAGCCUCCUGACAGCAUUGCUCCAUUGGUUUCACCUUCACUGUCUUCAUCUUCUGCGGGUUUUGUUCCCUCUGCUUUAUGGGCAGUUCUGCAGUUACUAGUUCUCGUAUUUCAUCUAUAAGAGCGGUGAAGGCAAAGCAUUCUGCUUUCCCCCGUUAAGUCUCUUCUCUGGUAAUCCUACGAACUUAUUUGUAUCGUUCCGUCCAAAUGAACAGAAACUGAAGGAGCUUUAGGAGUGGGAGCAACGAAAAAGGGUUUGCCUCACAGCCGAGUGAAUAUUUGUUGUUUUUGUGCAUGUAAAUAUUUCGUCCAAAUGGGAGGAAAAAAAAAAAAAAUGCUGUUGGCAGAUGCAUGUAUGGGUCAAAGUCACAGAGGUGACAGGCCGUUCGGUGACAUGCACAACAGUUGUUUUCUGUAUUAUUUUCUCAGUUCCCUAAAUCUAAGGAGGAGGAAAGCCAACAAAUGUACAACAUUGCCUAUUUUGUUUCCCAUAAUUUUCAAGUCAAUCAGGUAUUAUUUUUUUAA
This is a messenger RNA of Diospyros lotus (date-plum), 2106 nucleotides long. RefSeq lists its product as uncharacterized. The transcript is spliced from 5 exons. Lineage: Eukaryota; Viridiplantae; Streptophyta; Magnoliopsida; Ericales; Ebenaceae. The coding region runs from base 188 to 1702 and encodes 504 amino acids. The record is from RefSeq and is a predicted model, not a curated record.